CAAUGAAAUACAAUUGAUUAGUUCAUGUUUUGAAAAUGGAAGUGAAAAUUGUUUUAUUUCUUCUGUUUUGUGUCGUGCAAAGAAUAGCGGGUCAGCUGCGGUGCUACGCCUGCGGGUUCUCGUCCGUGGACACUGACAGGUCCUGCCUCACCAUCACUGAUGACACACCGACCGUGGCCUGCCCAUUCACUUAUUGCACAAUAUUGAGACAGGAAUUUCAGGACCCUGUUGGUGUGGUAGCAAGUUUUACGAGAGGCUGCGAGGAAGUACCAGACUUUCUCAAUCAUGAGGUCGUUGAUCCCACAUUCAUGACUUACUACAGAGCCUGCACUACUGACCUUUGUAAUGUUGGGGACGGUAUCCAGUCGGUGACUGGUGGAAGCCUCUCACCAACUCCGGAAUACAACGGUAUAAACUUAUUGGUUCCGGGUACUGGAAAUGCAGUGAACGUAAAAAUCAAUUUAACUCUAUUGUUUUCAUUAGUGUUUUGCAUGUGGUUGUUUAUUUAAAAAUAUUUAAUAAAUACCUACUUUUACUACUAUUA
Molecule: messenger RNA, 544 nt
Organism: Aricia agestis (brown argus)
Lineage: Eukaryota; Metazoa; Arthropoda; Insecta; Lepidoptera; Lycaenidae
Exons: 4
Coding region: 36-509 (157 amino acids)
Source: RefSeq, a predicted model, not a curated record